AUGCCGCUGCCAAUCGAGGUCCUGACACUCAUCCUGGCGCACACUGAUGCAGACGAUCGCCACGCGUUGCGCGCCUCGAGCCGCGUCCUGUGCAGCUCUAUCGACAAGGCCUGCAUAGCACUCACGCUGCCCAGGGUGCACACCUGCAGCCCUGCUGCUGCGGCCCUCGCGCUGCGCCGCGCCGCGGCGCGCUGCCACCGGUGGGGCGGCGUCAGGGCGCUCACUCUCAUAGCCCUGGGCGCCGAGUGCAUGGGGCCUGCCCUGGCGCUGCUGAACGUCGCAGCCAGGCACUGCCCAGAGCUGUCCUUCAUCACACUGGCGCGCCUGGACCGCGAGCUGUCCCUGGCCCUCACCUCUCACCUGUCCAGCUGCCGCCUGGCGAGCCUGACAUCGCUGGCAGUGACAGCCCCCAAACGCGGGCGGCCGCUGCUGCUCACGCCACUGGGCGAGCUCUCCAGCCUCACUGCCCUGACCAUCAUCGGCCGCGCUGAUGGCGCGAGCGCCGCUUGGCUCCCGCCCGGCCUGCGGCGCCUGCAGCUGGGCACGCACGCCACGGAACCGGGGUUUGGGGGCACGUCUUGGCUCGACGCCAUUGGCGCGUGCCGCGGCCUGGAGGUGCUCCAGCUGUGCUGGCUUGAUGCCCUCGACUUGGGGCAACAACCGGACGACCCCAGCGAGGCGCUUGACUAUGCCAAGUUCUACGCCAGCGUCGGCCAGCUCGUGAACCUACGGGAGCUGAGCGGCGUGUUUUGUCAGGUCGCCCUCGCCGGCCACGGCGGCGCGGAAAGCUACGUCAUCGACAGCCUCGAGGCCCACCUGCUCCUGCCGCAGUUGACGGCGCUGCAGCGGCUCGUGUUGUACAUGUACGUCGCACCCGAAGAUCAGCUCACCGAGCUGAUCUUCAUGCAAUGCAAGCCGGCCAUUAAAGGGCCCCUGAGCAGCCUGGCAGCGCAGUGCGCGACCCUGGAGGAGCUCGCCUUCGGCGUGUGGCCUGACGCCGACACCGACGCCACACAUUUCCCGCCGUGA
Messenger RNA from Monoraphidium neglectum, 1029 nucleotides. RefSeq lists its product as hypothetical. Bases 1 to 1029 code for a protein of 342 amino acids. NCBI's taxonomy places the organism in Eukaryota, Viridiplantae, Chlorophyta, Chlorophyceae, Sphaeropleales, Selenastraceae. The transcript has 4 exons. The record is from RefSeq and is a predicted model, not a curated record.